This is a messenger RNA of Musa acuminata AAA Group (dessert banana), 1884 nucleotides long. RefSeq names its product pentatricopeptide repeat-containing protein At5g25630-like. The transcript has 3 exons. Gene Ontology annotation, molecular function: protein binding. Bases 1 to 1884 code for a protein of 627 amino acids. The record is from RefSeq and is a predicted model, not a curated record. NCBI's taxonomy places the organism in Eukaryota, Viridiplantae, Streptophyta, Magnoliopsida, Zingiberales, Musaceae.
AUGAAGCUUGUGGCAGGAUGUAACAUGGAGAGUGCUCUCUUAGAUGCUUCAGCUAAGAAUCUUGACAAACAAAGAAUGAAACAAGAACAGUUGUUUGAUGGCUUGCCUUCCAAGGUAAGUCGCAGAUGGGACACAAAUGGACGGCCAAUUUCAAGUUCUUCCCACUAUGAGAAGCAUCAAAUGUGUGCUAUCUGCUUAAAAGGAAACAGUUGUCGAACAGUUCGUACACGAACAAAGCAGAUGGGUACUCUAAUUGAUGAAAAUAAACCUCAUGAAGCGCAAACAUUGUUUGAUUGCUUGGUAGAAGAGGGCCAUAAACCUUCUUUGGUAACAUAUACAACUCUGUUAACUGCUCUGACAGAUCAGCGAAAGUUUAAGUCCAUUCCUUCACUUAUCUCUCAGGUAGAAAACAGUGGCUUGAAACCCGACUCAAUUUUCUUCAAUGCCAUUAUAAAUGCAUUUUCCGAAGCUGGAAAGAUCAAUGAGGCUAUCAAAAUCUUCUGGAAGAUGAAGGAAAGUGGAUGUAGACCAACAACCAGCACUUUCAACACUCUUAUAAAAGGAUAUGGCAUCAUAGGCAAGCCUGAAGAAUCACAAACACUUUUGGAUAUGAUGUCUCGCGAGGAAAAUGCAAGACCUAGUCAGAAAACAUACAAUAUACUCAUCAAAGCAUGGUGCGAUAAGCAAAAUCUGACUGAAGCUUGGAAUGUGGUUCAUAAGAUGCGUGCCUCUGGCAUUCAGCCUGAUGUUGUUACAUAUAACACCAUCGCAAGAGCUUAUACCAAAAAUGGGGAAACAAAGAGAGCUGAAGAGCUAAUUUUGGAGAUGCAGAUGAGGUUGCGUCCGAAUGAACGCACUUGGGUCAUUAUUCUUGGUGGCUAUUGUAAAGAAGGAAAUAUGAAAGAUGCAUUGAGGUGUGUGAAUGAAAUGAAGGCUGUUGGUAUUAGGCCAAAUAUUGUUGUUUUCAAUACUUUGAUCAAAGGAUUUUUAGAUAACCAGGACAUGGCUGGGUCAGAUGAAGUUUUGACAUUAAUGGAAGAACUUGGGGUCAGGCCAGAUCUUGUAACAUAUAGCCAUCUAAUGAAUGCUUGGAGUGCAAUGGGACUCAUGACAAGAUGCAUGGAAAUCUUCAAUAAGAUAGUUGAAGCAGGAAUCAAACCAGAUGCUCAAGUAUAUAGCAUACUUGCUAAAGGUUAUGUUCGGGCACGGGAACCUGCUAAAGCUGAGGCCCUUCUGGUGACUAUGAAUGAACUGGGAAUCCAGGCAAAUGUUGUGACCUUCACAACAAUCAUCAGUGGUUGGUGCAGUGCAGCAAACAUGGAAAAUGCAAUGAGAGUCUAUUCAAUGAUGUCUGAGUCUGGUGUUUCCCCUAAUAUCAAGACCUUUGAAACACUUAUAUGGGGAUAUGGUGAAUUGAAACAACCAUGGAAAGCAGAAGAACUGCUACAAACAAUGAAAGAAACUGGAGUAAGGCCUAGGAAAAACUGCAUUCGCCUGGUUGCCGAAGCCUGGAGAGCUGUUGGGCUGCAGAAUGAAGCAAAUAGAGUACUGGAUUCUAUAAACGAUAGUCAUAGAAGCUCUCAACCAGAUGAUUCAUGUAUUCUUUUGGAGCGAACAGAUGAAGUUAAUCAAGGACAAGUUUAUGGUUCAGUGAACUCAAACCUGCUACGAGUAACCAAUGGUUCAGCAACCCAUGGGAUUAGAAAGGGGUUACGAUGUACUGAACCGAGUUCUGCGACCAUCCAAAUUGCCACUAAAUCUGCAUUAAUCAGCCCCUCCAGAUUUGGAGUUAAGAGCCCAGUCAUGUGCUGGAAACAAUCCCUGCUACAACCCGGAAUUUAUGGCCAGGUUAUGAAUUCAUGCAGGGCUGUGUUCCUACAGUGA